UUUUCGAUUACCUCCCUUUGUUAUCCAAACAUGGCAGACUGGGAACAGAUCGCCCGCGAGCACCGAAAGGAACAGAAGGAGAAGAUUCCGUCAGCAUGGCUCUUGGACAAUGACAAGUUAGACCAGCUUCGCGGCGCCGGCACGACAGAAGAGGGUCGCCUCAUCGGUCUCCAAGCAGCAAAGAACUCGGGCAUUCUCGACAGCAGAGAAAUCGACAUAACCGAGAACUACACGGCUCGCGAGCUAGUGCGGUACCUUCGGCUGGGAGCACUCAGCGCCGAGAAAGUGGCAACUGCGUACUGCAAGCGAGCAGCCGUUGCCCAGCAGUUGACUUUCUACCUCACCGAGAUAUUUUUCGAAGACGGAAUCGAAAGAGCUCGAUGGCUCGACCAGCAGUUGCGAGAAACUGGCAAAGUCCUUGUUCCCCUCCAUGGCUUGCCAAUCAGUCUCAAGGACAGCUUCCACGUAGAUGGACACUCUGCGACAGUGGGCUAUGUCGAGUUCGUCAAGCAAGCCCCUCCCAAAGGCAAUGCGGCUCUUGUCAAGCUGCUUCUUGACGCAGGAGCGGUUCUCUAUUGCAAGACCAAUAUUCCACAAACAAUGAUGACUUGCGAUUCCGAGAACAACAUCUUCGGCCGAACACUCAACCCGCACAAUACCAAGUUGACAGCCGGUGGCUCAAGUGGAGGCGAGGGGGCGCUCGUAGCGUUCCGUGGAUCACCUUUGGGCAUCGGUAGCGAUCUGGCCGGUUCCGCACGCAUCCCAGCUUUCUGCUGCGGCUUGUACGGCUUCAAGGUAACCGUGGAUCGUGUACCUUUCUCAGGGCAGUCUCUCUCCCCAUGGCCGAUCAACUGGAUGUCGACUGUCAUGCUCGCUCUCGGUCCGUUGGCCACUUCAGCCGACGACUUGUCGCUCUUCAUGGAGGAAGUUGUGACUAGGCUCAACCCGUGGAAGCACGACGGCACCGCGAUCAAUCUCUCCUGGAGAAGCCUCGACGAGCCUCGAUCGAAACCCUUGACGAUCGGCAUCUUGCCCGAAGAUCCCGAAUAUACUCUACACCCUCCUGUACGCCGGAGUCUGGCUGAAGCAGCAUCCGCUCUCGAGAAAGCUGGACACAAAGUUGUACAUCUUGCACCUGAGGCCAAGCGUAACGCGGCUCUUGGUGCGAGAAUCUCGUAUCAAUACUUUAGCAUCUCUGCACCAGCUGUUGCCGACUUUGGAGAGCCUUUCGUUGCCUCUGCUGCCAAAGGAAUGCACCCAUUCUCUACCGGAGACUUCCCUCAACAACACGAUCUUGACAUUGUAUUGGCUCCUGGUGCAUUAUGCACAGCCGUCCCACACGACACUUUUGGCCUCCCCGUGUAUACAGUCAUGUGGAGUUUGAUUGACUACCCUGCUGCAGUCAUUCCCUUUGGCACUGCAUCCGCGACGCGAGACUCUGAGCCACAAAAGGCCAUCGCGGAGUUUGUGCCUGAUUAUAUCCCCGAAGCUACUGAUGGCGCACCUUGUGCAGUCCAGGUUAUUGCGCCAAGGUUCCGCGAUGAAGAGUGUUUGGAAGCUGUCGGCAUCAUUGACAAGAUCCUCAACGCUCGACAUCAAUAA
Colletotrichum phormii is the source of this 1602-nucleotide messenger RNA. Its product is annotated as amidase signature domain-containing protein. Lineage: Eukaryota; Fungi; Ascomycota; Sordariomycetes; Glomerellales; Glomerellaceae. The record is from RefSeq and is a predicted model, not a curated record. Bases 31 to 1602 code for a protein of 523 amino acids. The transcript is spliced from 8 exons.